GCAGUUCAUGCAAGGCAUCAGAGGGUCGCAGUUAUGAUGGCGGUGAGGGGUUUAGUGUUGUUCAGGUGGGCUUCAGAGGACUUUAUUCACACACACUCUCUGAGGAGCAGAUUCAGGUUCCAGACACAGCAGAGAUGUGGCUUCCGCAAGAAGGUGGAGCCAAAAAAGGUUGAAGAGGUGGAGCCAAAGGAAAUACUGCAGAAGAAGGCCGUGGCUCCAGCACCAGACCCGCCCACUCCUCACAGGCCCACCAGGUCAUUCGGCAGACUGGUCAAACCAUUCAUCUUCACCGUAGGGUUUACAGGUUGUUCGUUCGGCGGAGCAGCGAUAUGGCAGUAUGAGAGUUUAAAAUCUCGUGUACAGAGCUACUUUAAUGAUGUCAAAGCAGACUGGCUGGACAAAGUUCGACCACAGAAACAUGGAGAUUUACGCAAACAGGUGAAUCAGUGGUGGAACAGUUUAAGUGAAGGGCAGAAAACAGUCACAGGCAUCAUUGCAGUGAAUGCAUUUGUGUUUUGUUGUUGGCGGGUUCCCUCUCUGCAGCACUUGAUGGUGAAGUACUUCACAUCAAACCCUUCCUCAAAGGCACUGUGCUGGCCGAUGCUGCUGUCUACAUUCAGUCACUAUUCUCUCUUCCAUUUGUCCGCCAACAUGUACGUGUUGUGGAGUUUCUCCUCCAGCAUCAUCAACAUGAUGGGCAAAGAGCAGUUCAUGGCUCUCUACCUCUCUGCAGGUGUGAUCUCCACAUUUGUCAGUUAUGUCAGUAAAACAGCGAUGGGUCGGUUGGGUCCAUCAUUAGGAGCGUCAGGGGCCAUCAUGGCGGUUCUAGCGGCGGUUUGCACAAAAAUGCCUGAAGCCAAACUGGCCAUUAUCUUCCUCCCGAUGUACACCUUCACCGCCGGAAACGCUCUCAAAGCCAUCGUCGCCUUGGACACAGCAGGUUUGAUUCUGGGAUGGCGUUUUUUUGAUCACGCCGCUCAUUUAGGCGGAGCUUUAUUUGGCAUCUGGUACAUAAUAUAUGGGCAUGAGCUCAUCUGGAAGAACCGAGAGCCACUGGUGAAACUGUGGCAUGACUUCAGAUCACGAGGACCAGGAGGUGGCAGCAACGGCUCUAUUUAGAGCAGUGCAUGAUGGGAAGAAACUGAGCAGGUGACCUGAUGAGAUGAAUAGGACACACAGAUAUUCCUGCACUUAUGUUCAGUGUGUUUGAGGGAUGUGUGUUUUCACUAUCGCUGUGGUGUCAUGAUGCCCCACCCCUGAGUUUAAAUGAGAACAAAACGAGCUCCACCCAUCAAGGUUAAAUUUGAAUUCUGUGAGCUCCACACACUAACAUUAAAUUUAAAUAAAAUGAGCUCCACCCCCUAUUUUAAAUUUUAAUUAAAUGAGCUCCACCCACCAAGGUUAAAUUUAAAUCAAAUGAGCUCUGCCAAUCCCAAGGUAAAUUUAUAUAAAAUGAGCUCCGCCCACCAAGGUUAAAUUUAAAUCAAAUGAGCUCUGCCAAUCCCAAGGUAAAUUUAUAUAAAAUGAGCUCCGCCCACCAAGGGAAAAUUUGAAUAAAGUCAGCUCUGUCCCUAAUUUAAAUUUGAAUGAUCUGAACUCCACCCCAAAGUUAAAUUUAAAUCAAAUAAGUUCCACCCCCAAGGUUAAAUUUGAAUCAGAUGAGCUCCACCCACCAAGUUUAAACAAAUAAGCUCUCCCCACCAAGGUUAAAUAUGAAUAAAAUUAGCUCCGCCUCCAAUGUUAAAUUCGAAUAAAAUGAACUCCACCUCAAAGGUUACAUUUAAAUUAAAUAAGCUCCACCCCUACAAUUAAAUUUGAAUCAAAUGAGCUCCACCCCCAGUUUAAAUUUGAUUAAUAAUGUCUUUGCCCCCAAGUUUAAAUUUAAACUCCCCUGAGGUUAAAUUGGAAUAAAUUGAGCUCCAUCCACCAAGUUUAAAUCUGAAUAAAGUGAGUUCUACUCACCGAUUUUAGAUUUGAACAAAAUGAGCUCCUCCCACCAAGGUUAAGCAAAUGAGCUCCUCCCACCAAGGUUAAGCAAAUGAGCUCCGCCCACCAGGGUUAAAUUUGAAUAAAACGAACUCCACCUCCAAGGUUACAUUUAAAUUUAAUAAGCUCCACCCCCACAUUUAAAUUUGAAUCAGAUGAGCUCCACCCCCAGUGUAAAUUUGAUUAAUAAUGACUUUGCCCCCAAGUUUAAAUUUGAAUAAAAUAAGUUUCAGCCCCAAAGCUUAAUUUGAACCCAGUGAGCUCCACCCAUCAAGUUUAAAAUUGAAUAAUAUUAUCUCCGCCCCUUUGUUUAAAUUUGAAUAAAAUGAGCCCUACCCCAGGUUUAAAUUUAAAUUAAAUAAGGUCCAAUACCUAGGGUUAAAUUUGAAUUAAAUGAGCUCCACCCCCAAGGCUUAAUUUGAAUCCAGUGAGCUCCACCCCUGAGGUUAAAUUUAUAUAAAUUGAGCUCCACCCACCAAGUUUACAUUUGAAUAAAGUAAGUUCUACUCACUGAUUUUAAAUGUGAACAAAAUGAGCUCCACCCCCAAGGCUUAAUUUGAAUCCAGUGAACUCCACCUCCAGGGUUAAAUUUAAAUAAAUUUAGCUUCACCUCCAAGGUUAAAUUUAAAUCAAAUAAGCUCCACCCCCACAUUUAAAUUUUAAUCAAAUGAGCUUCGCCCCCAGUUUAAAUUUGAUUAAAAUAAGUUCCACUCUUAAGGUUAACUUCAAACAUAUUAGCUCCACCCAUCAAGUUUAAAUUUGAAUAAAAUUAUCUCCGCCUCCCUAGUUUAAAUUUUAAUAAAAUUAAUCCCACCCUCAAGGUUAAAUUGAAAUAAAAUGAGCUCCACCUCUUAGGUUAAAUUUAAAUAUGAGCUCCACCCACGAAGUGUAAAUUUGAUACAAAUAAGCUCCACCCACCAAAUUUUAAUUUGAAUAAAGUGAGUUCUUCCCACAAAGUUUAAAUGUAAACAAAAUCAGCUCCACCCCCAAGGCUAAAUUUAAAUCCAGUGAGCUCCACCCCUAAGAUUUAAAUUUAAUCAAAUUAUCUCCACCCACCACGGUUAGACUUGCAUCAAGUGAGCUCCGCCCACCAACUUUAAAUUUGAAUAAAAUGAGCUCCUCUCCCAAGGUUAAAUUUAAAUAAAAUGAGCUCCACCCACCAAAUUUAAAUUUAAAUUAAGUCAGUUUUGCCCACCAAGGAUUAUUUUGAAUAAAAUGAGCUCCACCCCCAAGGUUAAAUUCGAAUCCAGUGGGUUUAAAUUUGAACAAAAUGAGCUCCACCCCCCAAGGUUAAAUUUAAAUCCAGUAAGCUCCAGCCACUUGGCAAAAAAUGCAAAUGUAGUUAAGAGGCGGGGCUUCGACUCCCACUACAGCGACUGCCGUACAUCUCAAUGAACACGAAACGACAACAUGUACAGAAUGUUUAUGUUUAAUAUAGUCUGUAAUUGUCAUUCAAAAAUAAAAUGAUUAUUUAAAGUUGUCUAAUCAGAAACGA
This is a messenger RNA of Danio aesculapii, 3481 nucleotides long. It is a transcript of the gene parlb, whose product is annotated as presenilin associated, rhomboid-like b. The transcript is spliced from 10 exons. Gene Ontology annotation, molecular function: serine-type endopeptidase activity. Gene Ontology annotation, cellular component: membrane. Bases 34 to 1119 code for a protein of 361 amino acids. The record is from RefSeq and is a predicted model, not a curated record. NCBI's taxonomy places the organism in Eukaryota, Metazoa, Chordata, Actinopteri, Cypriniformes, Danionidae.